Molecule: messenger RNA, 5090 nt
Organism: Cervus elaphus (red deer)
Lineage: Eukaryota; Metazoa; Chordata; Mammalia; Artiodactyla; Cervidae
Product: solute carrier family 35 member E3
Exons: 12
Coding region: 224-2284 (686 amino acids)
Biological process (GO): regulation of cell cycle; negative regulation of apoptotic process
Cellular component (GO): nucleus; Golgi apparatus
Molecular function (GO): nucleotide-sugar transmembrane transporter activity; antiporter activity; ubiquitin protein ligase activity
Source: RefSeq, a predicted model, not a curated record
GACGUGCCGCCGCGUAGUCGCAGGCUGAAUGGGCGGUGGCAGAGCAUGUGUGCCUCACUGAGGUUGCUGCUCGGCUGGGACCCGAAGGUUGAAUGUCUCUCCGCAGCCGGACCGUGAAGCCCGCGGCUGCGAGAACGUGGCGGCGGAGAAGGCGGCAGAGGGCAGCCGGAGACAGGCCGGGAGCCCCUUUCCGAGGCUGACGGCCCCCGGCUACGCGAGAGUCAUGGCAUCGCUGGCGGAUCGAGUACGGGGCAACGGGCGCAUCGCCGCCGGGCUCCUACUCAACCUACUGGUGUCCAUCUGCAUUGUGUUCCUUAACAAAUGGAUCUAUGUCCACUACGGCUUCCCCAACAUGAGCCUGACCCUGGUGCACUUCGUGGUCACUUGGCUGGGCUUGUACGUCUGCCAGAAGCUGGACAUCUUUGCCCCCAAAAGUCUGCCGCCUUCCAAGCUCCUCCUCCUGGCCCUCAGCUUCUGUGGCUUCGUGGUCUUCACCAACUUAUCUUUGCAGAAUAACACCAUAGGCACCUAUCAGCUGGCCAAGGCCAUGACCACGCCGGUAAUCAUAGUCAUCCAGACCCUCUGCUACAAGAAAACCUUCUCCACCAAAAUACGGCUCACGCUGAUUCCUAUAACUUUAGGUGUAAUCCUAAAUUCUUAUUACGAUGUGAAGUUUAAUUUCCUUGGAACGGUGUUUGCUGCUCUUGGUGUUUUAGUUACAUCCCUUUAUCAAGUGUGGGUGGGAGCCAAACAGCAUGAAUUGCAAGUAAACUCGAUGCAGCUGCUGUACUACCAGGCCCCGAUGUCGUCUGCCAUGUUGGUGGUCGCUGUGCCUUUCUUUGAGCCGGUGUUCGCAGAAGGAGGAAUAUUCGGUCCCUGGUCAGUCUCUGCUUUGGUUAGACCGAAACCAUUGCUUUUGAAGUUGUUGAAGUCUGUUGGUGCACAGAAGGACACUUAUACUAUGAAAGAGGUUAUAUUUUAUCUUGGCCAGUAUAUCAUGGCUAAACGAUUAUAUGAUGAAAAACAACAACAUAUUGUGUAUUGUUCAAAUGAUCUUCUAGGGGAUUUGUUUGGAGUGCCAAGCUUCUCUGUGAAGGAGCACAGGAAAAUAUAUACAAUGAUCUACAGAAAUUUGGUAGUAGUCAGUCAGCAAGAUUCAGGCACGUCUAUGAGUGAAAACAGGUGUCACCUUGAAGGAGGGAGUAAUCAAAAGGACCUUGUGCAAGAGCUACAGGAAGAGAAACCUUCAUCUUCAGAUAUGGUUUCUAGACCAUCUACCUCAUCUAGGAGGAGAGCAGUUAGUGAGACAGAAGAAAAUUCAGAUGAAUUACCUGGUGACCGACAGAGAAAGCGCCACAAAUCUGAUAAUAUUUCCCUUUCCUUUGAUGAAAGCCUUGCUCUGUGUGUAAUAAGGGAGAUAUGUUGUGAAAGAAGCAGUAGCAGUGAAUCGACAGGAACUCCAUCAAAUCCGGAUCUGGAUGCUGGUGUAAGUGAACAUUCAGGUGAUUGGUUGGAUCAGGAUUCAGUUUCAGAUCAAUUCAGUGUAGAAUUUGAAGUUGAGUCUCUUGAUUCAGAAGAUUAUAGCCUUAGUGAAGAAGGACAAGAACUCUCAGAUGAAGAUGAUGAGGUAGUAUAUCGAGUUACUGUGUAUCAGGCAGGCGAGAGUGAUACAGAUUCAUUUGAGGAAGAUCCUGAAAUUUCCUUAGCUGACUAUUGGAAGUGUACUUCGUGCAAUGAAAUGAAUCCUCCCCUUCCACCUCAUUGCAACAGAUGUUGGGCCCUUCGUGAAAAUUGGCUUCCUGAAGAUAAAGGAAAAGAUAAAGGGAAAAUGUCUGAGAAAGCCAAACCAGGAGACUCGAUGCAAGAAGAAGAGGGCUUUGAUGUCCCUGACUGUAAGAAAUCUAUGGUCAGUGAUUCUAGAGAAUCAUGUGUUGAAGAAAAUGAUGAUAGAAUCACACAAGCCUCUCUUUCUCAAGAAAGUGAGGACUAUUCUCAACCAUCGACUUCUAAUAGCAUCAUUUACAGUAGCCAAGAAGAUGUCAAAGAGUUUGAGAGAGAAGAAGCACAAGACAAAGAAGAAAGCGUGGAGUCUAGUUUUCCCCUUAAUGCCAUUGAACCUUGUGUAAUUUGCCAGGGUCGACCUAAAAAUGGUUGCAUUGUCCAUGGCAAAACAGGACAUCUUAUGGCAUGCUUUACAUGUGCAAAGAAGUUAAAAAAGAGGAAUAAGCCCUGUCCAGUAUGUAGGCAACCCAUUCAAAUGAUUGUGCUAACUUAUUUCCCUUAGUUGACUACCUGUAAAAACAGAAUUAUAUAUUAUAAGCCUAAAAAUUUAGACGUGAAAUUUAUUUUUUUAGCUGUAUCAAAGCAAGAAAAUACUUUACAUGUAGAUUUCUUCCCAAUAGUGAUUAUUCCUUUUAGGAAAAUGACUAUUCUGUUGCUAUUUUAUAUUUGGCUUUCAGUGUAACUUAGAUUGGAUUUAGUACCUUUCAUGUAAAAAAAAAAAAAGUUCCUGUGAAAGAUUUAAUAUUUAAAUUUUAGAUACUCUUAAAGCUUCCAAUCCUUCGUUUCUGUAGUCUUUCAGAGACGCUUAAAAUACUGUAAGUCUCUUACAUACGAUGAUUUGGAACCUUUAAGUUGUGAAUUUGCUUCUUUUUUUUUUUUCAAGUUGUGAACUUUGAAAGGUGCAGACCCGCACUUGGACACUCAGCCCCUGAGCUCACGAGUCUUUUGUGUGUCUCCGUAAGCGUGCACCCUCUGCGGCUGGUGUACUGUACACGGCUGUGCGGAGCACAGUAGUACAGUGUUUUUUUAUUUAAAGCUCGGGAUGUCCAGAAGCAAGUGUUAGAGCUGGGGUGAUGUAGCUGUUACUGCUGAGAAGCCCCAAGUGAGGAGAAGGAGGUGGCAACCCAGUCCAGUAAUCGUGCCUGGAAAACCCCAUGGACAGAGGAGCCUGGCAGGCUCCACAGUCCAUGGGGUUGCAAGAGUCACACACGACUUAGCAGCUAAACCAUCCACCACUACAAAGUGAAUAUGUGCCUCAUAGUGUCUACAAAGGUUAUUUGCCAUAUACAGCAGGAGUAGCUAGUUUUUUGGGGGGAGGGUGGGAGUCAAGGAAGACUUGGGGUUAUUUUUUCAUUUUAUACUUACCCAUAAUGAGCACUGUUUUGACCAGUCCUGUUAAACCACGGAAAUGAAUAAAAUACUCUAAGUUUCAUAUGGCCAAGUUAAAGAAAGUACUGAGUGGUAACCGUGGACAUGAAAGUGAAAACAGUCGAGAGAGUGGACUGACAAGAGGGAAAAAGUAGCUGAAGAACCAGAGAGGUUCCCGACACAGGAAGUGGCACGGGGCUUUUCUUUGUGGAGGCACCGUCCGUUCUUGAGACCCAGGAGCUAAAUGCAGACCAGCACAUGAGGCGAGAAGGUUGCCGCUGCCGUUCAGAACGCACUCCAGCGUCACCGUGUCAUUUUAUGAGGAGGAAAAGCAGCUGCCAUCGAGACAUCCCUGGGUGGUUCUUCCAAGAGGGCAGACAGAGUUGAGUCCAGUAGGGAACCCGAACCUGUGCCGCCAGCGUCAGGCGUGGAUGCGAGGGCAGCUGGCUUCUCUCCUGGUGCUGGCCGUCCUUCGGCUCGACCGGCUCCCGCCCCCUCUCCCUCCAGUCAGUAACUCUCCUUGCCUGGUCACUUGCUGCCAGUCCUGGGUACCGUCUGAAGUGUAACAGUAUAGUCUACUGUUGUGGUUUUUUAAGGUACUGCUCUGUAAGAUGAAAAGGAUUUUAUUUUUUUUUUUGUUUUUGGUGUAUUAUUUGUGUGAAAAGUAUUAUAAACCUAUUACAAUAUAGUGCUAUGUAGCCAGUUGUGUUAGUUGGGUACCUAGGCUAACUCAGUUGAACUAAGGAACAUAUUGGACUUAACAAAUGUGCUCUUAGAACUUGUUUGUAUGUAGGGGACUUAGUGCACUCUUUCUAGAUAAAAGAAAUAUUGGUGCUGCAUAAGUAGCACUUACAUUACUCACUCUCCAGUCUCUUUGAUAUGGUCAAGGAUAGAAUAAACAGAAGACUUUGUUUUUAUACCAGCUGAAAAUGUCAUAACCUCUCUAAAUUGUCCAAAAAUUAUACAUUAUUUUAAGAAUGACAGAAUCAGAACAAAAUUCUAAAAUAACUCUCAAACUGUAUAGAGUAACAUCUUGAUCUAUAUUAAAUCUUCAACAGACUAGUGAAAGUAACUUUGAUUUACAAGGUCCCAGUGGUUUUCUCCUAUAUAUGAUAGUUGUACAUAAUCGAGUGAGGAUAACAAAAUCAACUGAACUGUGAGUUUAGGGUAGAACUGAGGGAUAGUUUGUACAGCAGUUACAGAGCGUGGUAUUAAACUUUAAAAAUAACUCCCCUUCACACACACAUACGACUUACCCAUGUGUAGAUAGGUAGGAAAUGGCUGAAUGGAUCAGUACUUUAGCCAGAGUGUUCCUCAAAUAGAGUAAAGCUUAAUUUGGGGUUUAUAAUACAUAAGCUAGGACUAAGUAGGAUUGAUCUCUGAGGAGAAAAAGAUUAUGAACACUGUAUAGUCUUCUCCGUAGCUGUGAGUUCCACAUCCAUGAAUUUUAACUUGGUUGGGAAAUAGGAAAAAGAUUCCAGAAAGUUUCAAAAAGAAAACUUGAAUUUGUUGUACACUUUCAACUACAUAGCAUUUGUGUUAUAUUAGGUGUUAUAAAUAAUCUAGAGAUCUAAAAGUAUAUGGGAGAAGAACUUUUGCAAAAGUUAUGUGCAAAACCAUAGUAGUUUUUUUUUUUUUUUUUGUGGUUUUUUUUUUUUUUUUUAACCAUAGUAUUUUAUAUAAGGGACUUGAGCUGCUUCAGAUUUUGGUAUCCCAGGGAUCGGGGGGAAUCUUAGAACCAAUCCCCUGUGGAUACUAAAGGACAGCUGUACAUUCAGGAUGUAUUAGUCAAAAAGUGGUAUUUACAAAACAUUCGAACUGUUGCAAAUAAUUUCAUUCAACAUACACAUGCAUUACUAAUGCAGUCUAGAUUGCCUAAAUAUUUUGAUGUAACAUAUGUAUUUAUUGAUUUACAAAUAAAAGAUCUACUAAGUGCUUAA